UCCCCACUCAAAAUCCUAUCCCAUUUGAUAUUUUCCUUGGAUCCCAUCAACUCUUUCGCAUUCUUGUUCUUCCUAUCUGAGAUUCUUGGAUUAAAAUGGUGCGUCUGAGUAACAAUUUAGUGGGACUUCUGAACAUCAUCACUCUCCUUCUGUCGAUCCCGAUCAUUGGAGGUGGGAUAUGGCUGUCGAAACAGGCGAACACCGAGUGCGAGCGGUUUCUAGAUAAGCCUGUGAUCGCGUUAGGAGUGUUCAUUUUGCUGGUGUCCAUAGCGGGGUUGGUGGGCUCUUGCUGCAGAGUUUCUUGGCUUCUGUGGCUGUAUCUGUUGGUUAUGUUCUUGUUGAUUGUUUUGCUGUUUUGCUUCACGAUUUUCGCGUUUGUGGUUACCAAUAAGGGUGCUGGUGAGGCCCUUUCUGAUAAAGGGUACAAGGAAUACAGGCUUGGAGACUACUCCAAUUGGUUGCAGAAAAGGGUCAACAAUCACUGGACCAAGAUCAGGAGUUGUCUGGUUGAUAGUAAGAUUUGCCAGAAGCUUCUUGAUUCUGGCUCAACCCCUGUUGAAGAUUUUUACAAAGAACACCUCUCUGCUCUUCAGUCUGGUUGCUGUAAGCCAUCGAACGACUGCAACUUCCAGUAUGUCAGCCCGACAAACUGGACUCAGACCCCGACAUCGUCCUUGCAGAAUCCCGACUGCAGUACAUGGAGCAACGACCCGAACGCCCUCUGCUACAACUGCCAAUCAUGCAAGGCCGGGCUGCUUGACAACAUCAAGAGCGACUGGAAGAGAGUGGCCGUUAUCAACAUCGUAUUCCUCGUCUUCCUCAUCAUCGUCUACUCCGUGGGAUGCUGCGCGUUCAGGAACAACAGGGAGGACAAUUCUUGGAAACGAUAUCCUUGAACGUGGUGAGGGUGACAGUGUGUGUUUGAGUAGAGAGAUCAGGAGAGAGUUUUCGACUCUCCUUCUGAUUUCUUGCACUUUACAUAUAAACCUGCUGGAUCAUUAGAUGUACAGUGCAUUUUUUUCUUCAUUUUCUUUGGGUUCUUGCAACCCAUAUUCAGACCAUAGAUUUCGAUCAUAUCUUUGUUUGGAUAUUUCUUGUUAGCUCAUUGUACUAUUCGUCGUCUAUGCUCUAGUUUGAUUCCUCUGCGUAUC
Molecule: messenger RNA, 1151 nt
Organism: Sesamum indicum (sesame)
Lineage: Eukaryota; Viridiplantae; Streptophyta; Magnoliopsida; Lamiales; Pedaliaceae
Product: tetraspanin-8-like
Biological process (GO): auxin-activated signaling pathway
Cellular component (GO): membrane
Source: RefSeq, a predicted model, not a curated record